AAGAAAAAAAACAGUAAGUGGCUGGAAGACAGAGUGUUGUGUUUUCUUGCAGACGUCACAGCCCGACCACAGACAGCAGAACUACGAAACGAAUAGGAUCAUACCAAGACAGGACAGAGAAGUUCAAUCUGACACAUCAAAACAUACAACAUUACAGCAGAAGGACAAAGUUGACUCCCGAGGCGACUCUUUAGGGAAUAUCUGAAUAAUAAUAAAUAUUAUGUAUGCAUCGUGACCAGUCACUGCCAUAAAGGGUCCGGGCUGGAAAAAAGGGACUGUUUAUGGUUUUCCGUUCGUCCCCCUCUCUUUCUCUCCGACAAAUCGGCGGAGGUUUUGCGCACAACCGGGAGGCGCCGCUGGCUGACGGCAGAAGGGAAUGAAAGUUUGCCAGGCGGGGAGGAAUAUUAUUCGACGGAAACACUUCUUGUUUUUGACACCAGGACUGCAUAUUUCAAUGCUAUACACGUCGUAGAGUCUUUAAAAACUGUGGACAUUAACGAAGCCGAGCAGUGAGGUCGAAAUCAACACAGAAAUCCUGUUUAAGGCGUGUGCGUGGGUUGCGCCGUAACAUGACGGCUGUGGCAGAUUGACGCGGAUAUCACGAGCGCCGCUGUUCAGGAGCUCGGCUUCAGACUUCUCUUCUUUAUUUGCAUAUUUUGUGAUUUAUACGGCUCGUGUAUAUAUCAGUCUACUGUUUUUGACUGAGGUAGGCUUGUCUUAACUUACGCAGUGCUGCCAAAAUGAGCGAAGAGACGGAGCGCAGUGUGGCACAUCUGACUCAAGCUCAUGUGAAUGUUGCCAUGCAAUCUUCAGGAUUAUAGGCUCAAUCUCAGCCUUUAUCAUCGAUUAAUGCUCGCUAGGCAUUUCUCGAUCGCCUCCGUCUAACAGUCGCCCGAAGAACCGGAUUGCUUGGCCUUAAAGAACCUUUUGUUCCCGGGUAAAGAAGAAACAAACAUUUUAUGGUCCGAAAUCCUGCAGCUGUUGUCGUUUAAACUGGUCGCGCCGGGGACGAGCCAAAUGUUUCUCCGGGAACCUCACAAGUUUUUCUGAACUGUCCCUUUAAAAAAAAAAACAUUGUGAUAAAAUAAUAUCGCAGUCGUAGCUGCACUUCUGGAGUACCUAUUUUGAAUUUGCUUAAGAAAUCUUGUAAAAAUGUCAGAAAACGCACCUACGCGGAGUCUGGAUGACAUCGACCUGGCCGCCCUGCGGGACCCAGCAGGAAUCUUCGAGCUGGUGGAGGUGGUGGGUAACGGCACCUACGGACAAGUGUACAAGGGUCGUCAUGUUAAGACGGGUCAGCUGGCAGCCAUAAAGGUCAUGGAUGUGACCGAGGAAGAGGAGGAGGAAAUUAAAGCUGAGAUUAACAUGCUGAAGAAGUACAGUCACCAUAGGAACAUCGCCACCUACUACGGAGCCUUUGUGAAGAAAACCCCAAACCUAAACAACAACAUUGUAUGGUUGGUGAUGGAGUUUUGCGGCGCCGGCUCAGUUACAGACCUGGUGAAGAACACAAAGGGCAGCUCUUUGAAAGAAGACUGGAUUGCUUACAUCUGCAGAGAAAUACUUCGAGGUCUGUCUCACCUUCAUGCUCAUAAAGUCAUCCACAGAGACAUCAAGGGACAGAAUGUACUGCUUACAGAGAACGCAGAGGUUAAACUUGUGGACUUUGGGGUGAGCGCACAGUUGGAUCGUACAGUCGGCAGAAGAAACACUUUCAUUGGCACUCCAUACUGGAUGGCCCCAGAAGUCAUUGCCUGUGAUGAGAAUCCCGACUCCACCUAUGAUUACAGGAGUGAUAUCUGGUCUCUGGGAAUCACCGCUAUAGAGAUGGCUGAAGGAGCACCUCCGUUGUGUGACAUGCAUCCCAUGCGAGCUUUGUUCCUUAUCCCACGGAACCCUCCUCCUAAACUGAAGUCCAAGAAAUGGUCUAAGAAGUUUAUUGACUUCAUCGAGGGCUGUCUUGUGAAGUCAUAUCCGAGUCGUCCAUCCACAGAGCAGCUACUGAAGCACUCGUUCAUCAGAGACCAGCCCACUGAGAGACAAGUCCGCAUCCAGCUCAAAGAUCACAUCGACCGCACACGCAAGAAACGUGGUGAAAAAGAGGAGACCGAGUACGAGUACAGUGGUAGUGAUGAAGAGGAUGAGAACAGAGGAGAUGAGAGAGAAUCCAGCUCUAUUUUGAAUGUUCCUGGUGAGUCGACGUUGCGGAGGGAUUUCCUGCGGCUGCAGCAAGAAAAUAAAGAGCGCUCAGAGGCCUUAAAGAGACAGCAGGCACAGCUCGCCGCUCAGCGCAGAGACCCCGAGGAGCACAAACGCCAGCUGCUGCAUGACCGACAGAAACGGAUAGAGGAGCAGAAAGAACAGAGGCGUCGCUUGGAGGAGCAACAGAGGAAGGAGAGAGAGAUUGUGCGGCAGCAACAGGAUAAAGCUCCUCACCGUAGACUCGAUGACAUGAGGCGAGAGGAGGACAGGAGGAUGGCAGAGAGAGAGCAGGAGUAUAAGCGUAAACAGCUGGAGGAGCAGAGACAGUCUGAGAGACUUCAGAGACAGCUGCAGCAGGAGCACGCGUACCUCGUCUCACUGCAGCAGCAGCAGCAACAAGACAAGAAACCACAGAUGUACCACUACAGCAAGAACCUAGAGAACAACAAACCAGCCUGGGCUAGAGAGGUUGAGGAGCGCAGUAAACUGAACAGACAGGGCUCUCCCAAAAUCUGCACUACAGUUUCGGACACCAAUAUCCAGUCUCGUUCGGAGUCAAUCAGCCAAUCAGGUGCUGCACAGACUCCACCAAUGCAGAGACCUGUGGAACCACAGGGUGGGCAGGGAAAGUUCCAGAUGGCCCACCUGGUGCCUUUAAAACCGUAUGCCGCUCCUGUCCCUCGCUCUCAGUCUCUUUGCGAUCAGCCCACUAAGACCAUGUCCGCCUUCCCCACCCAGGAUCCCUCUCCCACACCCACACCUCGUCCUCUACACUCUAGAGAACUAGUCCGUCAAAACUCUGACCCCACUUCAGAGACCCCUGCCCCUCAGUCUCGGCCAAUGAGGGAAGACCGGGGACCCUGGAUCCGUCUUCCUGAGAUUGAGCAACCUCCCAAAAUUCCUCAGAGAACAGCCUCCAUAGCCACUGCACUGAACACAAACCUCUCCUCCGGCAUCAGACACCCAGUUCGAGCAAGUAAUCCUGAUCUGAGUCGCAAUGAGCGCUGGGAGAGAGGAGAUAGCAUCAGCAUCAUGUCCAACCUGCCACAGACCGGCUCUCUAGAGAGACACCGCAUACUCAGUUCGUCCAAGAUGGAUUCCUCCCCCACCCUUUCUCAUGACAGCCGACACAAACCAGGAGAAUCCCGAACCUCAUCCAGACCCAGCAGACCAGCGAGCUAUAAGAGAGCAAUAGGAGAGGACCACGGUCUGUACUCGAAGGAGCGGGCAGAGGAGCAGCCGCGGCCCCCGGUGAAGGCUAAUGACUACUCCUCUUCCUCAGAAAGCAGUGAGAGCAGUGAAGAGAGUGAGAGUGGAGAGGGAGCAGAAGAGGAGAGCCCUACUGACCGCCCACGUGAUGCAGAUUCUGACUCUGUGAACACUAUGGUGGUCCAUGAGGAGGAGGAAGGUGAAGGAGGAGACGAAGAACGUGCCGGGGGGUAUGGAGACCAAACCAUGCUUGUACAGAGGACUCCAGAGAAGCGUAGUCAUAAUGGAUACACCAACCUGCCUGAUGUGGUUCAGCCCUCCCACUCCCCCACAGACUCGGCCUCCCACUCUUCCCCUGGGAAAGACUCUGCCUAUGAUUAUCAGUCCAGGGGAUUGGUGAAGGCCUCUGGAAAGUCCUCUUUUACUACCUUUGUGGACCUUGGAAUGUACCAGCCGUCAGGGGGCACAGGAGAUAAUAUGUCUGUUGGAGGUCUGGGCUCUCGUUUUGAGCAGUUGAAGAUGGAGGUGAGGAAAGGCUCCAUGGUUAAUGUCAAUCCCACCAACACUCGUCCAGUUAGUGACACUCCUGAAAUCCGCAAAUACAAGAAGAGAUUCAACUCUGAGAUCCUCUGUGCUGCUCUCUGGGGUGUGAAUCUGCUGGUAGGAACAGAGAAUGGUUUAAAGCUGCUGGAUCGGAGCGGCCAGGGGAAAGUUUAUCCACUUAUCAACUCGCGCAGGUUUCAGCAGAUGGAUGUUCUGGAGGGACUGAACCUCCUCAUCACUAUAUCAGGCAAGAAGAAUAAGGUGCGUGUGUAUUAUCUGGCCUGGCUGAGAAAUAAAAUCCUACAUAAUGACCCAGAGGUGGAGAAGAAACAGGGCUGGACCACUGUAGGGGAAAUGGAGGGCUGUGUGCACUACAAAGUUGUGAAAUAUGAAAGGAUUAAGUUUCUGGUUAUCGCUAUGAAGAAUGCAGUGGAGGUUUACGCCUGGGCUCCCAAACCUUACCACAAAUUCAUGGCCUUCAAGUCAUUUGGAGACCUGCCACAUAGACCUCUGUUGGUUGACCUCACAGUGGAAGAGGGUCAGAGGUUAAAGGUCAUCUACGGGUCAAGUGCUGGCUUCCAUGCCAUUGAUGUUGACUCUGGAAACAACUAUGACAUCUACAUUCCCGUACAUAUCCAGUCACAGGUGACUCCUCACGCCAUCGUGUUCCUGCCCAAUUCAGAUGGGAUGGAGAUGCUGUUGUGUUAUGAGGAUGAGGGUGUUUACGUCAACACAUAUGGACGCAUCAUUAAAGAUGUGGUGCUGCAGUGGGGAGAAAUGCCCACAUCUGUGGCCCACAUCUGCUCUAAUCAGAUUAUGGGCUGGGGAGAGAAAGCCAUUGAGAUCCGUUCUGUUGAGACGGGACACCUGGAUGGAGUCUUCAUGCACAAGAGAGCUCAGAGGCUUAAGUUCCUGUGUGAAAGAAACGACAAGGUGUUUUUUGCAUCAGUGCGCUCAGGUGGCAGCAGUCAAGUCUACUUCAUGACUCUCAACAGAAACUGCAUUAUGAACUGGUGAAAGAGCUGCCACAUAAACAGAUUCUGCUGUGUGCACACAUACAAACACUGAAGAGAUAGUCCUCACACAUAACAACACCCACAUACACUCUCACACUCUGUAAAUACACAAACACACACACCUACGUAUAGAACACACACACACACAGUUAUUUACUUCACAUCUUCCUGAAGACACUCCUUCAUUCUCCUGUGAUCUCUGAGCCAACUGUACAAGGCGUGUGUGCGUCUGCCAUGAGCGCGCUGCUGACCUCUGACAGAGCAAUGUUGUGUUCAUCUGAUUCCACAUGGGUUAGCUUUCAGCUCACUGGGGCCAACGUUCCUCACUGCUAAUAUUUCUGACCUUUUUAGGACCAGACAAAAAAAGACUAAUUGUACAUUAUUCUACUAGAAAUCGUUCAAUUGUUGCUCGUCUUGUGACGCAGCAGCGGUGUGUGCGUGUGUGUGAGAGACUUUAUAAGCUGCUCUGAGCAGCAGAAACAACUUGAAACCACAGUGGUGUGAGGUGGUACUGCAACAUCUGUAAUUUUCCAUUUCCACUGUACAGUGUAGUAGUCGUUUGUUCUUGGUUGCAUUCAGAGUUUCAGAUAAAAGUGAUAUACUGUUUUCUUUCAACAAGUAGAAGUUUAGAAACGGAUUUAAAAAUACAAGUUUUAACCUAUUCUGAGACGGCUUCCCUUCUGAGCAAGGGAAGGUUUUUCGCUUUCUUGAUGUAUAAACAAUAAUCUGACGCCUAUGUCACCAAACUGUUUGUUUGAUGGAAACGGCGGUGGCCGCUUACGGAGCAGAAUCCAGUGUUUUGCUUUUCCACUAGUCAGCUGGUGAGACCAAGUCACCCACAAUGAAGCAACAGUCUCUGCUUUCGCGUUUCAAUGCACUUUUUUCUUUCUAUGUGGGAAGUAUCAUCAUAUCUACUACAGUUUGAUAUUCUCCGUACGUAAGCGUAUUUGGUAUUACUCCUACUUUUAUUAUCUGCUGUUCUAUAGCUGUUCUAUUGCAAUACGUGCUGUGUGCUCGUUCUUGUUCGAAGUUUUACGAGGGAGUUUCUCUUGGGUUAUUUUGAUUUUAGACAGGAAGAUACAGUAAGUUAACUCCGGAUAUGAUUGAAAGCGCUUUUUGGCAGCAUAAACAUAUAGUUCACAAUGUAAAUUGUAUGUAACAGCCAUGAUCAUAUACUCAUUUGUAUUCAGUAGGCACAUGAUUUUUUUUAGGUCUGUGUAAUACACUUGAGAGCGAUUUCAUAACCGAGUCGUGUUUGUGCUGUCAAAAGUGCUUGAUUGCUUAUGGGAGGUGUAGUUCUUUUAGGCAGGCUUGUAGUUCAUCAGGGAUGUGUGCAUUUGAUCAGACUUUUUUCUUUGAUAUUUGGACCCCACCAUUAGCAACACAAAAGUCAUGUUUUAGACGAAGACUUGGGUGGAUUGGAGCAAGAAUAUUCUUUCGUUUAUCUGACAGUGUGCAAAUGAGCUGCAUGUGUGUGUAUGCGUGAGUGAGUGAGUAUCAGUGGGAAAUAUUCAACAGUAACAUAUAGUGGGAUCAGUAUAAAGCAAUAGUUAAAGGAUUAUUGACGGGUUUGUGCUCAGCUCUGCAAUACUAGACCAGAGAUUUUUCUCAAGCGUUUCACUCAUUUCCAUGCAGAUAAUCAGCAUUUACCUAAAAAGAAUACCUUCACAAUCUUCACCCUAUUUGAUGGAGAUAGUAUUAUACCAUUAUAUCACUUAAAUGCUGCCUUUACAAAUAAACGUUUGUGUACACCAAUCACAGAAGAGUUCUAAACAGUUUUGUAGUUAUGAACACUAAAUGAUUUUAGCACUGAUUUGUACAGAAGCUUGUGGCGGUACAAUCAUCAUCUAUUAAUACCUAAUAGCCCCUCCCACUGGACAUAUUGCCUGCUGUCGCACAGUCUAGACGAGCACUAAACACCGAUGACACAUUCAGUAAGUCAUUAUUAAAAUAUGGCAGUGCAACACUUCAGACAAAUAAUUAUAAAUAGUUGCAUUUCAGAGAGAGUUAGAUUUUUCAUCAUCUGUUAGUGGGCAAAAUUAAACCGAACAGAUUCACUCUCUCUGAGAUUUACUUGGUUUGUGCCCCUCAUCCUUACUUUCUUUCUCUUACUUGCUAUAGAACUUAAGCAUUUUCCUGCUUAGUAAAUCAAACUGCCAUGUUUACUGAAAUAACAGUGCCUUGGAUUGGGGUUGGGUGUAUUUGCUUGAUUGUGUGCAUGUGUGUGUGUGGGAGAGCGUUGAGCAUGUGAUUGUUUUAAUAAGAACUGAAGUUCAGGGAAGAGAAAAGUCCAGUGCGCAGUUAGGAGUCUUGUGCCAACAAAGUGCACUUAAACUGACAAUAGCCAGAGUACCAAAACAGGCUCUUCUCACUAUGUUUUAGCACAAAAGCCAUGCCAUAAUGAGUUCAUUCCUCCAGUUUAAAGGCAGUGCAUUCCUCUGCAGUAUUUAGAUGUUUGCUUACCACCAAAUUACAGUCCAAACGCCCUACAGUUACAUGACAAGACCAGCUCUUUGUUGUGGAGUGCAUGAUGGUGAUGCUUUUAGCUCGUAUAUCAGUGGCUGUAUCGUUUCACCAAACAGGGAAAGCCUCUGGUUUUCAUGCUGGAGGUUCACGAAAGGUUCGGGUUGUCAUGGUGAGGAGCUGCUCGCAUGCGUGUGAUGUAACAGUCCCCAGCAUUCCCAAGAGCUCUUGGAAUUUGGUGCGAUUUUGCCUUUAUGCUUAAUAGUAAAUGUGUAUAACUGCGUUCACACUAAUGGAUUGACAGAUUUUACGUUUUUAUAGAAGAAUUAUGAUGUAAGGAAUAACGAAAUUAAAACAGAGUGGAAAUAUGGUUUGCUAAUUAGAUAAGGAGUUUAUAUUAAGAUUACAAUGGCCUGUCAGGAUGAUGGAAAUAGAGGAAAUAUAUAUAUAAAUCCCUGAAAUCUUCUUUUUUACCUAGAUGUACAUUUAUAUAAAGGAUUUAAUGAACGUAACCUUAAAAAAUAGAACUGAAUAAAAGAAUGCAAUGUUAUAUAGCAUUUUUCUGGUUGAAGAAUAAUCAUUCGAGCACAAAGCUUCUGCCUGUCGAGCUGUACAUACGGCUGUACUUUCAUUUAGACUCGUCUCUCUCCCCUCUUUUUCCAAGUGAGUGUUAUAAAAGAGAGCGUGUGGGUGUGCGACUGUGCAUGUGUGAAUCGGAGAGCUAUUUUUGAUCCGCGUGUGUGCUGUUCAUUAUUCCCUCAGAGGAAAGAGUGUGGGGGGGCGGGAGAGAAAAGACAAGACCAGUCGAUUGAGGACCAGAAUGAUCAAACAUACAUAAAUCAUCACUGGACUCAAGCCACAGAUGCGACUCCGGUCAUGUUUGUAAAUGCCACUGACGAGCAGUUGAACAUUUUAGUCUUUCGACAGCAGCUGACCACAGUACAAAAGCUUGUAUUGAAAUGUAAUUCCAUGUGUCUGGGGUUGUUCUGAAGGUACACACGUUGUUGGCUUUAUUGUGGACGUUAUUGAAUGUAAUCAGUUUGUUUUAUUCUGGUCUAUUAAACUGAUCUGUCGGAUUGAAGGUUUGUAAGACUUUUACAGAAUCCAUGGUUUAGGUGCACAUGUAAAGAGGAUAUUUUACACUCCAUCCCCCAGAUUUGAACAAAUGUUUAUCAUUAAAUGCCUGUUCUCUUUUAUAUCCAACGAGAGCAUCAUUUUAAACCAAUCAGUCUUUAAAAAGCUAGACUAGUUCAUGUGUAGCAGUCUUCGAGAGACGCGGAGCUGUCUGGUUUUGGUUUUAAGGCCUUUACUGCUGUGUUUGAGGUUAUUUAUCUACUCUACAUGCUAUUAGCACUCUGCUAACAAGUGGCAUUUCUCUUGUCGUUCUCUAGUAAUACAAAGUUAAUCCCUUAGCUGAUUUUUGUAAAAUAUUUACUACUCCAAAAAAAAAAGUUCAUGAUUUGUAGUUCUUUUACUUUGUGAUUUUGGUUCAGUCUCAUAGCAGUAGCCAGGAGAGGUUAAAGGUUGUUUUGGAGGUCUUGAUAAAGUUGAUCCUCUGUGAUGGGUUGAUUAUCAUUCUUUUCAUUUAGUUUUUAAAAGUUUUUAUGUUUCAGGAAAAAAGAAAAAAAAAAGUUGAUGUUUUGGACAUAUUUUUAGUGUUUCUGUUUAGGAGAGGCAAUGCUUCAGAUGAUUUUAAGUCUUAAAGAUUGAAUGCAUUCACAAGUCUGUAACGUCUCAAUACAGCAUUAUUUGAAAAUUAAAAAUAACUUGAUCUCUGUUAAA
Molecule: messenger RNA, 9215 nt
Organism: Cyprinus carpio (common carp)
Lineage: Eukaryota; Metazoa; Chordata; Actinopteri; Cypriniformes; Cyprinidae
Product: misshapen-like kinase 1
Exons: 32
Coding region: 1153-4971 (1272 amino acids)
Biological process (GO): protein phosphorylation
Molecular function (GO): ATP binding; protein kinase activity
Source: RefSeq, a predicted model, not a curated record